Molecule: messenger RNA, 1209 nt
Organism: Aspergillus aculeatus ATCC 16872
Lineage: Eukaryota; Fungi; Ascomycota; Eurotiomycetes; Eurotiales; Aspergillaceae
Product: Zn(II)2Cys6 transcription factor domain-containing protein
Exons: 1
Coding region: 1-1209 (402 amino acids)
Biological process (GO): regulation of DNA-templated transcription
Molecular function (GO): DNA-binding transcription factor activity, RNA polymerase II-specific; zinc ion binding
Source: RefSeq, a predicted model, not a curated record
AUGUCGUUACGGCGCAGGUCUUGCAACGCCUGUUUCAAAGGCCGAAGAAAAUGCGAUCUGGAAUAUCCAGUCUGCGAAAACUGCAGGAGAACAAACAAAACCUGCCAGUAUGCAUACCCGCCUAGGCCACCACCAGGGCGCACCGACGACCCACCAACUGUGCCAGACGAGAUACUCGUCUCGCCAACGACGCGUACGACCAGUAAUAGUACCGAUUUGGAACUGGAUCUUCUUAAGUCACCUGCAUUUACUAUCUUGGAUCCAACCGAGCAAGACGCAGUGCUCCAGCUUCCACUGAGUUUCACACCAGGUCGUCCAUGUACACCGGACUUUACCCCGCCGGAGACUAUCUCCUUUUCAGCCACGUCAAGAUUCGUAGGCACCCUCGGUGAGGUCCAACCCAUCCAAGGCAGCACACGAUCAUGGCAGUGGGUGAUGGAUGAGCUGAAAGCUUACCCGAGGGAACUUGCCCGACGGGGAGAGACAAUCUUCAUCCACCGCGACCUGUACCACGACGAGAUGCCACGGCCGAUCCGGAUGGCCUUUGGCGUCUGCUCUUCCUUCUGUCUCAGCCCCGAGACGACGAACCGGGAGAUGGCAUUUCGCGUGAUCGACGCUGAAGUCUCCGAGCUGCUCCAACCCCCCACCGAACCGAGUUUGAGCUCUAGCUCUAAGCUACUUCGAAUAGAGCUCGCGCGGCUCCAGGCACUACUGCUCUACCAGACCCUCCGACUCUUCCAUGGCAACCUGCAGCAGCGGGUUGCGGCCGAGCAACAGGGGUCCAUGCUCAUGACCGCGGCGCUGAAGAUGAUCGUUCGCGCGCAGUCCGAGCCGGAGCUUCAGAGUCCGAGGACCCGCCAUGCUUGGGUCCUCGGCGAGUGCAUCCGACGCACCGCGCUCCUACUUUACUUUCUCUACGGAGUCAACUCGGUGUAUCGAGAAGGUAUCUGCGUGGGACUGCAUACAUUGCGGCAGUUGCCUUUGUCGGCGAAGAUGUCUUCUUGGGGAGAGGAUGAUCAGCGUGCAGUUCAAGAGGACCAAGGGCAUUUGUGCGAUAAUGCAGAGACGCUUCCCUACGAGGCGUUCUUGGCGCGAUGGCUUGUUUCGAUGCCGCGGCGGCUGGAUCGCUUUGAGAAGUUGCUGAUUGUUCCGUGUCAGGGGCUGGAGGCGGCUGAGGCAUUUGAGGGCCUGGGAGGGCUGGUUGUGUAG